AUGCUGCCUGCGAGCUUUGGUGGUGGCACGGCAGCCGCACCCACGAGCGGCGCGGCAGCCGCGCCUAGCGCGUGCGGCGCGGCCGCGUGCGGCGUGGCCGCGCCAGACGGGGGCCUGCUGCUGCAGCUGUCGGAGGCGAUCGCCGCUGGCGAAGCCGAGGCCGCGCGGGCGCUGGCGCGCGAGCUGGCGUUGCGGCGCGCGCCGCUGGCGGUGGAGCUGGACCGGGAGGCCGCCUCGUCCGCCCUGCGGAGGCAGCUGCAGGCGCUGCGGCGCGGCAGCGCGCAGAGCGUCGAGGAGGCGGUGGCGUGGCUCGCGCAGGCGAGCGCCCUCGGAGGCAUGCCGCUGGCGUCGCUCCCGCGGCCGCCGGGGGAGGCCCAGGGCCCAAGCCUCGCCCCGAAGGCCCGCGCGGGCGACGCCGGAGGACCGGCGGCCAGCGCGGGGCCCACCCGGGAGCAGCUGCUGGGCCUGAUGGAGAGCAUGGAGACCGCGGGCGCCGUGCUCGACGUCGUCAGCAAGCACCGGCCGAGGUUCACGGCCGAGAUGGUCGCGGAGGCGCUCCGCCUCGUGGCGCGCAAGCUCCCCUCGGCGCAGCACGGCCACCACCUUGUCCUGCGGUGGGUGGAGGACUGCGGUGGCUUCCUCUGCAGCCACUGCGGUGCCGAAGUGUGUGGCCGCCGCGAUGCAUGUUUCGGGUGCGACUCCUGCGAAUUCGACCUUUGCUGCCCCUGCCUCUGGGAGUAUCUGAAGAGCGCGCAACCGUGUAUCUGA
Messenger RNA from Prorocentrum cordatum, 768 nucleotides. The record is from the annotation of a GenBank genome assembly. Lineage: Eukaryota; Dinophyceae; Prorocentrales; Prorocentraceae.